UGAACCAGGAACUGGAAGCCGACUCAUUUUUGCUCUCCUUAGCCACCCGUGCACAGCUAAGUUAUACCUUCAGAAGACAAGAGACUUGCUGGACAAACAGGCUUCUGCUGGGAUCUUCUGGAGGGCCCUGGUUUUUCCAUAGGUCAGUGACAGAAGAGAGACCCAAAUCAACAAUCAUUUGGAAAGACAACAUGAUGCUCUCAAAUAAUCUACAAAAUGUCAUCCACAAUCCGGUGAUUCCAUAUGUUGGUACACUUUCUGAGGAGCUGGGGCCUGGGAAGUUGGUUGUCAUCCAUGGUCAUAUGCCCAGUGAUGCAGACAGGUUCCAGGUGGAUUUCCAAUGUGGCAGCAGCGUGAAGCCCCGAGCCGAUGUAGCCUUCCACUUUAACCCGAGGUUCAAAAGGUCAGGCCACAUUGUAUGCAACACCCUGAUGAAGGAGAAAUGGGGAUGGGAAGAGAUCACCUAUGAGAUGCCUUUUGAAAAAGGAAAACCUUUUGAGAUCAUGAUUAUGGUACUGAAGGACAAGUUCCAGGUGGCUGUGAAUGGAAAGCAUCUAUUGCUCUACAAACACAGAAUUGAACCAGAGAAAAUAGAUACCCUGGGAAUUUAUGGCAAAGUACAGAUUGUGUCAAUUGGGUUUCGAAGUAACUUGUCUUUACAAGGAACCCAAGCAACUUCUUCAGGAAUGUUGAAGACAACUUCAGGAAAUCAGAUGCAAACAUCUGAGGUGUCACAAUUUACACUUCCUUAUAUUGCAAGAUUGAACUCUGCUCUGAGCUGUGGACGAACCAUUGUCAUUAGAGGAGAAGUGAAGAAAAAUCCAAAGGGAAACUUUAGUAUUGACCUAAUAGCAUCCAGUACAAAGGACAUAGCACUGCAUUUGAAUCCCCGGCUAAGUGCUAAAGCAUUUGUAAGAAAUUCUUUUCUCUGUGAGAGUUGGGGAGAAGAAGAAAGAAGUAUUACACACUUUCCAUUCAGCCCAGGGAUGUAUUUUGAGAUGAUUAUUUACUGUUCUGCUAAUGAAUACAAAGUUGCCAUAAAUGGAGCCCACGUCUUGGAAUACAAAUAUAGAUUUAAGGAGCUUGACAAGAUUGACACUCUGAAGAUCAGUGGAGACAUUGAUUUAUUAGAUAUAAGGAGCUGGUAGUUGGAGCCACAAGAACAGAAUCAAAACAUGGUUUAUGUAGUGGGGGGCUUUCAAGAGUUAUCACUGAAACAUAACUUAGACUGGAAUAGGGAAAAGAAAUCUGUGGCAAAGGGGACAUUAUAGCCACUCCUGGUGUUAUUCUGACUCACUCCCCACCACAGAUUCCUCUUCUCCCACUUUCUUUUUCCCAUUUGCCCACCUCCUCCCUCCUUUCUUCCCAUUUCCUUGGGCAUUGUUUAACUGUACUGGUACAAUCCAUGGUUAAAAAAAGGAUUACUAAAGUCUAUUCUAAAGGAAUCCAAAACCUAGUCUAAGCUGAACUAUAUUUAUAGAAUCUGACUUAAAAGUUGCCAAUAAUCUGAUGCUCUAGUUUUGGCUUACCAUGAGGCAUAUAGAAUACAUUUAACAGCUAACUGUACCAAAAAAAAAGAAGAAGAAGA
Vombatus ursinus (common wombat) is the source of this 1588-nucleotide messenger RNA. RefSeq names its product galectin-8-like. The coding region runs from base 192 to 1148 and encodes 318 amino acids. Lineage: Eukaryota; Metazoa; Chordata; Mammalia; Diprotodontia; Vombatidae. Gene Ontology annotation, molecular function: carbohydrate binding. The record is from RefSeq and is a predicted model, not a curated record. The transcript has 10 exons.